This is a messenger RNA of Menidia menidia (Atlantic silverside), 2016 nucleotides long. Lineage: Eukaryota; Metazoa; Chordata; Actinopteri; Atheriniformes; Atherinopsidae. The record is from the annotation of a GenBank genome assembly.
UUGGAUGAAAAGCCAAAGAAUAUAUACAUAUAUUUAAAAUAUCCUUUAACCAUCUAUCUAUCUAUCUAUCUAUCUAUCUAUCUAUCUAUCUAUCUAUCUAUCUAUCUAUCUAUCUAUCUAUCUAUCUAUCUAUCUAUCUAUCUAUCUAUCUAUCUAUCUAUCUAUCUAUCUAUCUAUCUAUCUAUCUAUCUAUGUGCAUGUAGUUCACCCGCCGGCCACUGGGGGUCGCUGUGUAACGAGCCCGUUACCGGUUUCCGCCUGAGCUUUUCGCUUCGUACUUCCGGUGCCCCCGUCGCCCGACUCCCUCCCGGUGCUAACGCCGUCGGGCUCGGCUGUGGGAGCGUAAUGGCGGUGCACCGGGGACCAUCUACGAAAUGGCUCUUCACCCGGGAGCAGUUGGAAAACACGCCGUCGCGCCGCUCCGGGAUCGAGUCCGACCGGGAGCUUUCCUACCGGCAGCAGGCCGCCAACCUGAUCCAGGACAUCGGCCAGAGGCUCAACGUGUCUCAACUAAUCAUCAACACCGCUAUAGUUUAUAUGCACAGGUUUUACAUGAUCCACUCCUUCACGAAAUUCCACAGAAAUAUCAUUUCCCAGACCACGUUGUUCCUCGCUGCCAAAGUGGAGGAGCAGCCCAGGAAGCUGGAGCACGUCAUUAAAAUAGCCCACGCCUUUAUCAACCCCCAGGAGCCGGCACUGGACACCAAGAGCAGUGUAACAAGCAAGGAUUUGGCACAGACUUCCUAUUUCAUGGCUACCAACAGGUUAUUAUCCUGUUCCCAUAUUUGCACUGUGAUGGCCCACUAUGGCUUCCUGUCCUGCAGGGUCCCCCUUCCUGUGUCCAACGCCCUGCGCCCGGCCCUGGGACCCCCCCCCCCCCCCGGGCAGUACCGGCCGGGCUGCUGUGUGCGCCUGCACCUCACCACCUUCUGCCUGCAGUACCGGCCCACCGUGGUGGCCUGCGUCUGCAUCCACCUGGCCUGCAAGUGGUCCAACUGGGAGAUCCCCGCCAUUCAAGCUGCUAAGAAACCAAAGACGGACGGCUCGGCGGUGGACGGCGGUUUCCAGGGGUCGUCCCUGGACGGGCUCCCCGGGGUGGCGCCCUCCUUCUUCCCGUCGGGCUCCUCGGACUGCUCCGACAUGCCGGCGCUGAACGCCAUGGCAACGCCGUUCGGCCUCUACCAGCCGCUGGCCGACCAGUUCCCCCCCCCGCCGGCGCCGCAGAACUCGGACCAAUUCACGCUGGUCAAACACAAACACAAAGCGGGCGGCGGCGGCGUUGGUGAGCCGGCGGCGGUUGCCAUGGCGACGGCCGCCACUGCCGCCGCCUUCGCGCGGCCGCAGAAAGUGUUGACUCUGGAAAAGUACAGAGAGAAACAGUCGGCGGAGCAGAACGGCGUGAAGGAGGACGCGGAUUCCUUCCCGCCGACUUCGCACCACCACAGGAAGCGUUCCCAGCCGCAGCACGCCGGCCAAUCAGGCGAGGGCAGGCGGGAGCGGUCCGGCUCCAAGAAGCCGCGUGCCUACACGGAAAACGGCGUUGGGAACGGCGUCGGUGGCGUUGGCGAGGAGUUCAAGAUGCGCAUCAAGGUGUCGUCAGAUCGCCACGGCGUUUCGGACCAAAGCGGCAAAGACAAGCACAAAGAGCACGGCGGCCAUCGCCACUCCAAACAUGGCGGCGGCGGGGGGGGGCGUGGCGCCGUGGAGGGCGCCGGCGGCGGCCAUCACCAUGGCGGCAGUCACCACGACGGCGGCGGCUCGUCCCGGAAGCGGCCGCACGAGGGCGGAAACCACGGCAACCACCACCACCAUCACCACAACCACCACUCCAAGAGCAGCAGGGCGUCCAAGGGAGGCUUAGGCUCCGCCCACUUUGGGCCGGACGGCGGGCAGCGGGCGCUAGAAACGCACGACGGGCCGAACGGCGUGCUGCUGCCCAACGGCCAACACACGGACUACAAAAACACCUUCGACAUGCUGGACUCCUUACUAAGUGCCCAAGGAAUGAACCUGUAG